AUGAGUGAGAAGAGAAUACCAUUAUUUGAGGAAGAUAAAGAUUAUAUAAAUGAAGAUCACAUUAGUGAAUUUGCUAAAGCUUUAAUAUGGCAAGAUGAUUAUGAUUAUGAUAAUAGUACUACUACCCCAACUAAUGAACUGAAAAUUUUUGAUACUUCCAUCAAUGAUGAUAAAGAAGAAACAAAAACAGAAUCUGAAUUAGCUGAAGAGGCUUUAAAUAUUGGUGGAAAUGAAACUAUUGUACCUAUUGAUACUGAUAUAACUCAACAUGAUGAAGAUAAUAAUUCACUAUCUACUAAUAAUAAAAGACCAGUUUUAAUUACUUCUAAAAGUGAUUGGUUUCCGAUUCAAAGUGAUUCUCCAUCAUCAUCAUCAUCCAAUAAAACUCAACCAUCUACUUCAUCUAAUAAAUCCAAAAAAUCUAAAAAGAAAUCAACAUUAAAAGUUUUACAGAAUGAAUUUAGAAAUAGUUCAAGUUAUACAUUACUUCGAUGGCCAAUAUUAAUAUUUGUAUUUAUUUGGAUUGGUAUACUUGGAUUUUUAUAUUUUUUAAUACGAGUUUAUGUUGCACUUCUGGAAUAUUUCUUUACUUGGACAGGUAAACGUAAGAAAUUACGUGAUAAAUUAAGAAAUUCAUCAACUUAUGAAGAAUGGAUUGAAAAUGCAAUAGAAUUAGAUAAAUAUUUAAAUUUAGAUAAAUGGUCUGAAAACCCAAAAUUUUCUUAUUAUGAUUAUAAAACUGUUAAAUUAACAAUAACAAGAUUAAAUAAACUUAGAAAUGAAAAUGGGAAAAUUCUUGAUUUAAUGGUUGUUUUACAAGGUUGUUUAAAGAAAAAUUUUGCUGGAAUUGAAAAUCGUCAAUUAUAUUCUCAUAGAUAUUAUGGUACUAAGAAAUUAGUUGAAGAAUAUUAUAAAGAAGUUGUUUUAUGUAUUGAAAAAGUAACUGAAGAUAAUACUGUUCCAUUAGAUCUUAAAAAGAAGUUUUUCAGAAUUGUUCUGAAGAAUUUUGGAAAAUCUGCAUUAUGUCUUAGUGGUGGAGCAUGUUUUGCUUAUACUCAUUUUGGAAUUGCAAAAGCAUUAUUGGAUCAAGAUUUAUUACCAAAUAUUAUAUCGGGUACUUCUGGAGGUGGAUUAAUUGCUUCAUUAUUAUGUGUUCGUACUAAUGAAGAACUUAAAAAAUUAUUAGUACCUCAAUUAGCUAGAAAAAUCACUGCAUGUGAAGAUCCUUGGUAUGUUUGGUUACCUAGAUUCAUUAGAACUGGAGCAAGAUUUGAUGCUGUUAGUUGGGCAAGGAAAUCAAAUUUUUUCACCAAAGGUUCAACUACAUUUGAAGAAGCAUUUAAAUUAACUGGUAGAAAAUUAAAUAUUUCUACUAUUCCAGCUGAUCCUCAUUCACCAGUUAUUUUAUGUAAUGAUAUAACUUCACCUCAUUGUAUAAUUUGGUCUACUUUAUUAGCAUCAUCUGCUGUUCCAGGUAUACUUAAUCCAGUUGUAUUAAUGAUGAAAAAUCCUGCAAAUGGUCAAGUUAUCCCAUUUUCAUUAGGUAGUAAAUGGAGAGAUGGUUCAUUACGUACAGAUAUUCCAGUUGAAGCACUUAAUACUUAUUAUAAUGUUAAUUUUACAAUUGUUUCACAAGUUAAUCCUCAUAUUUCAUUAUUUUAUUUUGCUCCAAAGGGUACAGUUGGUAGACCAGUAUCUACUUCAAAACGUAAGACAUCACGUGAAAAAUAUGCAUCAUUUAGAGGAGGAUUUAUAGCAACAGCUUUAGAACAAUUAUUUCGAUUAGAAAUUAAAAAAUGGUUACAGAUUAUUAAAUCAUUAGAUUUAUUACCUCAUUUUUUACAACAAGAUUGGUCAAAUAUUUGGUUACAAAAUUUUUCAGGUACUAUUACUAUUUGGCCUAGAAAUAGAUUAAUUGAUUUUUGGUAUAUAUUAAGUGAUCCAACUGAGAAAAGAAUGGCUGAAAUUAUUAAAAAAGGUGAAAGAUGUAUGUUUCCAAGAUUAUUAUUUAUUAAGCAUAGAUCAUCUAUUGAAAGAGCAAUUGAAAAGGGUAAAAAAUUGACGAUAUUAAAUUAUAAACAAGCUCAUAAAUCUUAUAAUGAAGCUGAAGAUGAUGAUGUCACCGAUAGUGAUUAUGAUUAUGAUGAUAACAGUAUAACUGAAUAUGACUCAAAAAUGUUUAAAAGAUCAGUUGGAUUAUCUAAAGAUGAAAAAGAAAUGUUGGCUCACUUUGGUGAUGAUGAAGAUGAUGAAUCAGAAGAAGAAGAUGAAGAUGAAUUUGAAGAAGAUGUUGAUAGUGAUGCAUUCAAUCCAGGUUUCGUAGAUCAUGAAAGACAUCGAAGAAAUACUAUAUUUUAA
This is a messenger RNA of Candida tropicalis MYA-3404, 2358 nucleotides long. RefSeq lists its product as uncharacterized. The record is from RefSeq and is a predicted model, not a curated record. Bases 1 to 2358 code for a protein of 785 amino acids. The transcript has a single exon. Gene Ontology annotation, biological process: lipid metabolic process. Lineage: Eukaryota; Fungi; Ascomycota; Pichiomycetes; Serinales; Debaryomycetaceae. Gene Ontology annotation, molecular function: triacylglycerol lipase activity.